Molecule: messenger RNA, 1303 nt
Organism: Triticum urartu
Lineage: Eukaryota; Viridiplantae; Streptophyta; Magnoliopsida; Poales; Poaceae
Cellular component (GO): cytoplasm
Molecular function (GO): protein-lysine N-methyltransferase activity
Source: RefSeq, a predicted model, not a curated record
CCUCCGUCUCGGACCCAGACGCACGCACGCACGCACGCACGCGACUCCCCCCUCCCUCCCUCCACCCCGACCGACACGCACCGCACCGCACCGGCGAGCUAGGGUUCGUUCGUUCGCUCCGGCGUCCAUCUCCGGCGAGCGGGCGUCGGGCAUGGCGGGGAUACGGUGGCCGCCGGAGGACCCGGAGAUGUUCCCGACGCGGAUGCUCGGGACCGGGGUCUGGGGCGGCCCCCCCGCCGCGGCCGCGGGGGGAGGGGGAGGCCCCCCGGGCCCGCCCGGCGAGAUGGCGUCGGACGACGACCGCUCCGUGGCGGCCGACUCGUGGUCCAUCAAGAGCGACUACGGCAGCACCCUCGACGACGAGCAGCGAUACGCCGACACCGCCGAGGUGCUCCUCGCCUCCUCCUCCUCCGCGGCCUCCGCCGCCGCGCCCUCCGCCUGCUCCUCCUCCCUCAGCGCCCACCACUCCUCCGACUUCAGCUUUGACAAGGAUGUGCCUGACGUCGUGCCGCCGAUGCUGGGCCUGCACAAUUACCAGGACGGCGCGUACGCCGAAGACCUAGCUAAUUACCAUGAACGCAGCCACGCGGAUGACUGGUUUGGCACCGAGGCCAUGGAUGUCCUUGUAGGCUGGACGAAAAACUUAUGCUUCAGCAAGGAUUUGCCCGGCUGCAGUGUACUUGACAUAGGAACCGGGAGCGGACGACUCUUACAGCAGCUUGCAAAACAAGGGUUUUCUGAUCUAACUGGCAUUGACUAUAGUGAAGCCGCAAUUGAGCUUGCUCGAAACCUUGCAAUUCGUGAUGGAUUUGAGCACAUUAAUUUCCUGGUUGAUGAUGUUCUGGAGUCGAAGUUGGAGAGGAGAUUUGAACUUGUGAUGGAUGAAGGGACUCUGGAUGCAAUAGGGCUCCACCCUGAUGGACCUGUAAAGAGAAUGAUGUAUUGGCAGUCAGUGGCCAGCUUGGUUUCCCCUGGUGGCAUACUGGUCAUCACAUCCUGCAGCAGGACCAAGGAUGAGCUAGUGCAGGAGGUGGAGAACUUCAACCAGAGAAAGUUGGGCGCUAUGGUCUCUGAAGGAGCUCUUGCCAGCGAUGCCGUGGUGUUCAAGUACCUCGACCACGUCCAAGCUUACCCAAACGUCGAUGGUAUUUGCAUCGCCACCGUUGCUUUCCUGCAUACAUGAAAUAUAUGUAUAUGUAUCCAUCCCCCCUCUCUGCCCCUAACUUAUCAGACCUGUGAGUAACAAUGUACCCCAGGACAGCUGCUCUUCUAUGGAUGAUAAUUUACCUUGUCGGAUACGUUA